Messenger RNA from Poecilia reticulata (guppy), 2258 nucleotides. The record is from RefSeq and is a predicted model, not a curated record. NCBI's taxonomy places the organism in Eukaryota, Metazoa, Chordata, Actinopteri, Cyprinodontiformes, Poeciliidae.
AAUGUCUCUUAUGUCAUGCAGACAGAGGUCAAAGGGAAACGGGGAGAGGCGGAGUAAAGGUCAGACUCCACAGCACUAUAACUGCACAGCAUGGAGGCUCUAAACAUCCAAACAUGAGCGUGAUGAGAGGCAAGUCUGAGGAGGAGAUGAAGCAAAACGGCAUAUCGCUACAUCCUCUGGAUGUGGCAGCUGGCCCUGAGCCAGAGCUGCUGUGCAUAUUUGGGACCGGGGACCUGGGGCGCUCUCUGGGCCUCCGUCUGCUCCAGUCUGGCUAUGGAGUUGUGUAUGGCAGCAGAAAACCACACAGCUGUGGCCCUUUGCCGCAGGGAGCUCAGGUGAUGACCCAUGCAGAAGCAGCCCAAUCCUCUAACCUGAUCUUUAUUUGUGUUCACCGUGAACACUACGAAUUCUUGACAACAAUGGAGCAUCAUCUUAAAGGGAAGGUAUUGCUGGAUCUCAGUAACAACCUCAAAAAAGGCAUGUACCCAGAAGCCAAUGCUGUCUAUUUGCAGAGGCUGGUUCCCAGUGCUGCUGUGGUGAAAGGUCUUAGCACGCUGUCUGCCUGGGCCCUGCAGAAUGGACAUUUAGCAGGAAAACAGGUCUUCCUGUGUGGAGAAAGUGGAGAAGCAAAGCAGGCAGUGGCACACCUGGCUACCAAACUGGGCCUCACUGUUAUGGAUAUAGGCUCUUUGUCAGCAGCUAGAGAGUUGGAGGACUUCCCCCUGAAAUUGUUCCCGGAGUGGAGGCUGCCUUUGUCCAUAGCUGUUGGCCUCACGGUCUUCUUCUUCUUCUACCUGCUCAUUAGAGAUGUUAUCUAUGCCUAUGUUGAAAAGAAAGACGAGAUCUCAUAUCGAAUCAUGGUGUCCCUGACCAGCAAGGUGUUUCCAAUUGUGGCUCUUGGUAUGCUGUCUCUCUGUUACCUGCCUGGCGCGAUUGCUGCUUUUUUUCAACUCUACAGAGGGACCAAAUACAGGCGCUUCCCUAACUGGCUGGACCGCUGGAUGCUUUGCAGGAAGCAGAUGGGUCUUGUUGCACUUGGCUUUGCUUUUCUGCACGCCAUCUAUACAUUCAUCAUCCCUAUUCGCUAUUCUGUCAGGCACAAACUCAUUUCAGGGGUGGUGGAUGAGAUGAAAAACAAUAAAACCACCCCAUUUUACUUCGAUAACACUAAUGCGUGGCGUAUGGACUCGUUUCUAUCGCUGGGAAUCCUGGGAUUUUUCCUUUUCGUCCUGUUAGGGCUAACAUCCUUGCCCUCUGUAGGCGGCUCCCUCAGCUGGAGAGAAUUAAACUUUAUUCAGUCUAAACUAGGACAUCUCACUCUGUUCGUUUGCACGGCUCACGGCUACAUCUAUGGCUGGAAUAGAUUUCUUCGCCCCUCAACCUACAAAUGGUACACGCCUCCAGGCUACGUGCUCUGUCUGAUCGUACCUUCUGUGGUGUUGGUGCUCAAGUUACUUCUUCUCCUUCCUUGUGUGGACCGGGGGCUCGCCCGAAUUCGACAAGGCUGGGAACGGGCUCAGCCAAAGCAGAUGGAUGAAAUAAAAACCACAAACCUCUGAACUUUGUUCUCAAAAGGCAGAGUAUGCACAAGAUACUUUUUUUUAACAAUUUCAUUCACAUCUUAAAUUAGCCACAUACAGUAAUUGUGGCAAAAUGUUUUCAAUGUGUAAACAGUUAUAUAUUUUAGGUGACAACGAGUAAUAAAUUACCAUAGUGAGAUGUUAGACAAACAAAACAAAAUUGGUUAUUUUCACUUACUUGGGCAGUGUAUCAUUUAUCCGCUAUAGAAAAAAAAACAAUAAGAAAAGUAGGUAUUACAAAAAAGUAGGUAGUGCUAUCAUGAACAAGCAGAACUGUUAACUUCCUGUUUUACUUUAAGCAUUCUUCUCUAAAUAAAUAUACAUAUUUAUAUCCAACACCACGUUUUUUAGUAGUUAAUGUGGGGAAGGUUAUUGAUUGGCUGCUUUAAUUAGACAAAAUUGAGACAAGUAAAGUUUUGACUUUUGCAUUUGUUAUGGAUUCUGUCUUUUCCUCUUUCUCUUUUAUCAUCUUCUAUCUGCUUACUCUCACACGCUGCAGCUUCCAUAACCAUGUUUAUGUGUGACUGCUGCCAGUCAUGUGUAAACAGACUGAAACUGAUUAGACUACCCUUUAGAGAGGGUACAGAGUGCAGAGAAGAAUAAAAGAUAAACUUGCGCUUCAAUCUAGGCCUCACUUGGUCGCAUCCCUGAGGUUUGCUAAGUGACGCUCAGCACUGG